This is a messenger RNA of Schizosaccharomyces cryophilus OY26, 2933 nucleotides long. RefSeq names its product cytoskeletal protein. Gene Ontology annotation, biological process: actin cortical patch localization. The transcript is spliced from 3 exons. The record is from RefSeq and is a predicted model, not a curated record. NCBI's taxonomy places the organism in Eukaryota, Fungi, Ascomycota, Schizosaccharomycetes, Schizosaccharomycetales, Schizosaccharomycetaceae. Gene Ontology annotation, cellular component: plasma membrane. Bases 532 to 2373 code for a protein of 613 amino acids.
GCGUCUAUGGUGACUUUUUCGUUUUCGAAGCAAGAAAGAAUUGCUCAUGUAAAUAGUAUCUGAAGUGUUUACAUAAAGAAUAGAAACAGCUAUUCAUCGCUAUAUUCUCAAAAGUAUGCGCUAAAGAGCUAUCUAAGAAUAUAACCUGUCGAUUCUGCUGUAUUUGCUUCAUAAACUACAACGAAAGCACAUUUUUUGCUUAAAAAUACCUUAUUUUUGUUUUUGUAGAAGUAUUUCCAAAGGCAUAUACGCGUUUCGUGUUUCAGUAGAAUAUCCACGCGGCGGCUGGUACGUCCUUUCGGUUGUAUCGAGACUAUCAAAAAUUGUUGUUUACUCCUUUUUCCUUUUGGUACCCUUCUACAUUCACAUUGGUUAAUUUGGCGUUGAGUGAUUUUGCUAAAUCGCUGGUGUUAAUGAUUCAAUCCUUUUUUGUUCUUGUACAUUAGUGUUUGGUCUUAUUUGUUAUUUUUUCUUAUUUUGUAUAUCAUUGAUUAUUAAAUCUGUCCAUCAUACUUUAUAAAGCCCUUCUACAUGAAUAUUGAUUAUAUUUUCACUGCUGUGUUCGAUCCUGAUCAAGGUCCCGUUUUGCAAUAUCAGUUUCCUCAGACUAGUCACUAUGAUUUCCGAUUCCUUGCGGAAAUCAUGUUACCUGAUAGGAUUCACGAACGAAAUGAGGACUGGUUGCAGUUUUUCCUUCAUUUUCGUGAGGAUAUUCAAGCGUAUUCCCUUUUUCCUUCAGUAACCAAGGCUAUCAAAGGGCCAAAUGGCUCAGAAGUCUAUCACGUUCUAAACGUUAUUCGUACAAAACGUGAGCGACUUGCUAAAAGAAAUGGUAGUCUGUCGGCAAUGGCUAUUUGCACCUCUUUUCCUCAUGUUCAAGCACUAAAACCUUUAUUAGAUACUGCUUGGAGCAGUUUCGAUGCUUCACCUUCUUCUCUAACAUUAGAGCAUGUGUUUAAAAAACUGUGCAGUCACGAUUUUCACUCUUUUUUCUUAGAUGUCUCUUUAGAUUCUUCAGUCAUAUUGACUUUAAACGACUUCCAUCCUUAUGUUGAAUUUCAGACUCAGAAGUCUGAGAUUGGAACUAAUAGUUAUUCCCCUCCCUUGCUUGAUUCUGGCGUUUCUUUAAAAAUUCCGCCGACAAAGUUUUUAUUGAGUACUUCGGCAGAUAAUACACCAGAUAUCACGACUUGUGCAGUUCCUACUGUCUUCCUACCGGAAUGCGUAGGUGAGUAUAGUAUUUCCAAUCUAAUUCAAACAUUCAUUAACAGUCCAUUUCCGCUUUCGAAAUACACGUCGAGCUUGCCUGCUGGUGUAGGUGACACAAAUCCUAUUAUUGUUCUCAUCAAUUCCCUAAUUCUACAAAAACGAGUUCUCUUUCUUACUAGCAAGCUUCCAGCACAUGUCUUAACCUCCUUCGUCUUAUCUGCUUGUGCUUUGGCUUCCGGGGCUUCUGGAUUAUUACAAGGGUACUUGAAUAUGACUUUUCCGUACGUCGACUUAUCCAACGUCGAUCAAUUAUUGAAGCUCCCUGGUUAUAUAGCUGGAGCAAUGAACCCGACAUUUCUUUAUCAUCAAAAUUGGUGGGAUUUGCUUUGCGAUUUAGACAACCAAAUAAUUCACGUAUCACCUGAACUAACCAAAAAAAAGAUGAGUUCUAAAGUUUUGGAGCUUGUUGCUGCUGUACCUUAUAAUCAACUUUCUCCUUCAAGAAAGUUGAAGGGACACAGUGAACAGUACUUGAUUAGUGAUUUACAUGAAUUGCUUACCCACUCAAACAAGGAGUUACUCGUUCGUUGGAAAAUCCGAACUUACUUGUUAUCUUUCAUUAGGAAGGCAAUUAGCUAUGAACAUCUGUUCUUAGAAUCAUCUUCACUUAAUCCCCAUGUAGAAAACUACAAGUUGGAAGGUUUUGGGUGGUUUUGGCCAGAUCGUACUGCGAGAGCGAACGAAUUAUCUCUCAUGGCUGGAAAAAUCGAGGAAUGGAGAAAGACCAAAUCUUAUGAAAAUUACUGCCAUAGAAUGGCAAACACGUAUAUACCUGUCAUGCUAUGCAUGGAUAUUGCUUACCAUUUAGAUAGGCUUCGUUUUCAGGUUGUAUCUUCUGAGGACGCCGCUUGCAUUUAUUCGGCAUUGGAACAGUACAUAACGACAGACGAGGAUAUUACUUAUUUACUUAGUUUAUGCCCACUGCAUGAAGGGGGAUUGACUAUAAUUGCAUAUGGACUAUAUCACAUAUCAAACUCUGCGCGUCAAAAAGUUAUACAGCUACUAGAUAAAAUCAAACAACAUAAGUACGGUGAAAUGUUUUUUGCAUGCUUACCAGAAGUUGAUAAAAUGAUAUAUGCUUCACUAAGAUUUCACUCAAACUAGUUUUUAUUGAUACCCUUUUCUGUCAUGAUUUCUGAUGAAUUAAAAAGGAAGAAAUUGAAGGUUCAUAUAUUGAUAAUCAUAAUUUUUAUUUAUUGCAAAGAACUUGCAAAACUAUUCAAAGGAUUAAUGGGUAUCAUUUCUUUUUGGAAUUUUCCGAACUUAUUCCGCUGGACGGAGAGGAACGUGAAGGAUCAUUAGCGAUUUCACGUCGUAAUGCUUCCAAUUCUUUUUGAAAUCUCAUACCAAAAACAUCGACUAAAAUAAUGUUAGCAGUUGCAUAUUUAGCUACUGACUUACUAUAAUAUGAUGCGCCGUUCCAGAUUGACCAACCAAAAAUAACAACCAAAAAAGCAGUGGAAUAUACUUUGUUGUUAUACCAAAUAGAGCAUGGACACAUCGUAGUAAUAGAGUAUAAAUAUUGGAGGACCAUAAAGGCGAAUGGUCGAAGAUUUUCAGGCAACGUGUUUAUCGCUUUUCCUAAAGUCGUUUUUGAGUAGCUAGUAACAAGGUUAGUUAAGAAGGAAACAUAUAAAAGACAUACGCUUUCGACAUCCAUGUAA